AUGCCGCCCACGGACAUUCACAUUUCCAGAAGACAUGUACAUGAAAAAAAGUUCCUAUACUUUGCUUAUGGUAGUAACUUGCUUAAAUCAAGGUUACGAAUCAAUGCGCCGUCAGCUGUUUUUAUAACUCCUGCUAGAUUACCGGGAUACAGGCUGGAUUUCGAUAAAUAUAAUCCCAAUUGGCGGGGUGCUCCAGCAACCAUUGUUGCAGACCCUAAGGGUGAGGUCUGGGGUGCACUGUGGGCUCUGAACUAUAGCGAAAUGGCAGCCCUGGAUAAGUAA
Messenger RNA from Pieris rapae (cabbage white), 282 nucleotides. Its product is annotated as gamma-glutamylcyclotransferase-like. The transcript is spliced from 3 exons. Gene Ontology annotation, molecular function: gamma-glutamylcyclotransferase activity. The coding region runs from base 1 to 282 and encodes 93 amino acids. The record is from RefSeq and is a predicted model, not a curated record. Lineage: Eukaryota; Metazoa; Arthropoda; Insecta; Lepidoptera; Pieridae.